AAGUCGGGCUCAAACCAGGAGCCUCUUUGCAGAAGGAUAUAUGUUAAUGUGAAUACUGACGCAAACCCUGCGUCGGAUAAUGAACUGCUCAAGAAACUGGAACGACGCGUCUUGUGUGAGUGACUGUGCAGACUGCUGUGUGCGUAGCAAAGACGUCUGUGCCAUGCUCACCAUUCAUGCAGUGUGAUAAUUCCAACAAACACCUUAGCUCUCUCUCUUCCUCUCCGUCUGCCAGCCUGUAACUCUCCCGCCACCUCUCUCCUCUCUGUGCAGCAUGUGCGCCCACGGCGCCCACGCACCGCGUCUAAUUGCCUGAGCGCCUUCCGAAGAUAUUAUUGAUAUUUAACACCUCUCGUUUUCGCGUCACACCCGUAAAUAUGGCCACUCUGCAACAUCACCGGCAGCUUCUCAUGCAUGGCUCGGAAGUGAGCUGUGAGUCUAGCGGGGAUGGUGCCGUGACCGUGCGGAUUACCAACAGCGCGCCACACGUGCAUCAACAUGAGUCAGUGAGGACUGCUAACAGCGGAGCAAGGGCAGGAGAAGGGGCUGGGGGCUAUGGCGCUGCAAGUGAAAUGAACCCUAACCUUCACAAAUACAGCAUCUCCAGCUGCAGCUCAGCAGACUCCAGACCGGGUUUGACCUCUGCUCUGAGGGCACGUAGCAAGGCGCCUCGGCUUUUUGAAAGCUCUGCUGCUCAGUGCUGGGACCCCAAGUUUGACUCCCCAAUCCUGGAAGAGGCAUGCCAAGAGAGGUGCUUUCCUCAAACGCAGCGCUGCUUCCGUUACGUCCUGUUCUACCUCGCAGUGGCAGCUGCCCUCUGGGCAGUGUAUUUUGGGGUCAAUAGUGACCGCUGCGACCCUGUGACCUUCCUAGCCCCCACAGCCUCCUUUUUGGUCCUCCUAGUGCUCCUCUUUUUGUUCACCUUCACCCAGCCUUACACAUGGCUGUACAACCAGACUUCCUUGCUCCUGAUAGUGGUCACCUUUGCCAUCACCUUAGCUCCACAGAUACAGACUGCUGGUUACACUGAGCUGGAGUGGGCUGGCGGUGGGAAUGCCUCAUAUCUUUCAACCGUUGAAGGAGUACUGCGUCCAACCCCUUGCAUCUCCCCUGUAGGCACCUUUUCCCUUUGCAUGGAGGUUCUCUUGUUGUUAUACAGUGUCCUCCAUGUCCGUCUGUAUGCCUCAGUAAUGCUGGGUUUCCUGUAUUCUGUUUUAUUUGAGGCAUUAGGAUGGCUACCAUUACUUCAAAGGAGUUAUGACACUACCAGAUGGGGGACAGGGUCAGUGGGUUCAGCUUCUGAUUGGGAAGGAGACACCCUCCGCUGGCUAGGCCCAGCCAAAGCUUUGCUUCAUUUGUGUGCGCAUGUCAUCGGCAUCCAUCUAUUCAUCAUGUCGGAGGUGCGUUCCCGCACCACCUUCCUCAAAGUGGGCCAGGCUAUCAUGCAUGGCAAGGACUUAGAGGUGGAGAAGGCCUUGAAGGAACGUAUGAUCCACUCGGCCAUGCCAAGGCGAGUUGCAGAUGAGCUGAUGAAGCAGGGGGAUGAUGAUGGUAGCGGUGAGAACUCUGGAAAGCGUUAUUCCUCUGGUGCUUGCUCUGCUUCAGCCGUGGCAGUGGGUGGUGGAGGAAUCAGUGGAGUGUCACAAGCCAAAAGUGCUGCAAGCCCCAAGAACCACCCUCAUAACAAUCACAAACGCAAGAAGACCUCCAUCCCCCGUGCAGAGAUAAUAUUUAGGCCCUUCAACAUGAAACGCAUGGAGCCUGUCAGCAUUCUGUUUGCAGACAUUGUGGGUUUCACUAAAAUGUCUGCCAAUAAAUCUGCGCCGGCCUUGGUGGGCCUUCUGAAUGACCUGUUCGGACGUUUUGACCGUCUCUGUGAACUAACCUGCUGUGAGAAGAUCAGCACUCUGGGAGACUGCUACUACUGUGUAGCAGGCUGCCCUGAGCCCAGACCGGACCACGCGUACUGCUGCAUGGAGAUGGGCCUAGGAAUGAUCCAAGCCAUUGAGCAGUUCUGCCAGGAGACAUGUGAGACUGUCAGCAUGCGUGUUGGUGUCCAUACGGGCACUGUGCUGUGUGGGAUCCUCGGAAUAAAACGUUUCAAGUUUGAUGUAUGGUCAAACGAUGUCAAUCUAGCUAACUUGAUGGAGCAGCUGGGUGUGGCAGGGAAGGUCCAUUUGUCAGAAGCCACUGAUCGAUUCCUGGAUGACCGUUACCAGAGGGAGGAUGGCCAGGUGGCAGAGAGAGCCGGACAGAGUGUGGUGGAGAAACUGAAAGGUCUGAAGACCUACCUGAUCUCAGGGAGGAAGCUCGAGUAUGAUGGGCAGUGUGGCUAUCCUCAGGUGGGACUGACAGGUGGGGAUUUUGUAGGGGUGGGCCUGUCCUCCUGUCCUCACCCCCACACGCCAGACCUCAUCCCUGGAGGAGCUCAGGCUGCUGAGCCCCUGCUGCCCCGCCAAACACCAGGCAGAAUCGGGCCUCCCUGUGUGUCUCACAGCGUGGUCUUGUCUUCGGGGGUAGAGCAGAGUGAUGAUGUGGCUGUGCUGAAUGGCUGCCAGGAAGAGUGCAAGACCAGCAGUGCCAAGUUCAUCCCAGGUCACAGCCUCAGGGCGGUCAAUGGCCUCCUGAGUCCCCCGCUGGAGGACCCAGUACAGGCCAGCCAGAGCUCCCUGUGUGACAUGCUUCAGGAGAAAGAGAAGAAGACUAGCACUAGCACAGGGACUGGCACCAGUCUAGGCAUGGCUGGUGGCACAGGGGCAGCUGGCACAGGAAUGGACCACUCUGCUCUGAUCCAGCUGCGUGCCAAGAACUUCAGACAAAAGAGUGACGAGCACUUUGUGGAUGUAAUCAGAGAGGACAGUCUGAUGAAGGACUACUUUUUCAAGCCACCCAUCAACAAGAUCAGCCUCAAUUUUCUAGAGAGACCUCUGGAAAAGGCCUAUCGCAGCAGCUACAAGGAGGAGGUGAAAAACCGGGUUCAUGUGCAGACAUUUGCAGGCUCCACCUUCAGCUCCCUCCUGGAUGUUCUCCUCGGCGGUUUUGUCUUCCUGGCCCUGUCUCUGGCCUGCUUCCUUCCACCUCUGGUGAGCCCGUCUACUCUGGGCUUUCCAGCUCCGCCUGCCCUGAUUCUGGCUCCCCUGGUUUUUUUGUUGGAGCUGGGCUCUGUGGUGCUGUCCAUACGUAUGGCCUUCUAUCUGGAGGAGGUGAUGAACUGUACUCACUCCCUGCUCCUUGUCAUCUCUGGCUGGGUCCCCCGUCAUGUGAUUGGGGCCGUGCUAGUCUCCCUCCCCGCCAUCUCUGUCUUGUCCCAUUUUACUGGCAGUGUCCAGCUGCCCUUCCAGGUGACCAUGUUGCUGUGCUGUGCCACCAUCCUGGCCAUCAUCCAGUAUUGUAACUUCUCUCAGCUGAGUUUCUGGAUGCGCUCAGUCCUGGCCACUGCUACAGGGGUUGCCCUGCUGCUGUUGCUGUACAGCACCUUACACAGCUCCGGUAAUAACAGCUUUCCAGUUCAUGGAUUGAACAUCUCUGCAUCGAGUGAUGAUGGCUCAGAAUCUGGCCGUGACUCUCCUCCACGACCUUUUGACCUUUUGGUCCCAGAGGCUGUUCUGGCCUUCUUUUUGCUUCUUCUCCUGGUCUGGUUUCUCAACCGUGAGUUUGAAGUAAGUUACCGUCUUCAUUACCAUGGCAAUGUGGAGGCUGACAAACAUCGCGCCAAGAUCCAAACGAUGCGAGACCAGGCCGAGUGGUUACUAGGCAACAUCAUCCCCAUCCACGUCGCCGACCAGCUCAAGGUGACCCAGAGCUAUUCCAAGAACCACGACAGUGUGGGGGUGAUCUUUGCCAGUAUUGUAAACUUCAGUGAGUUCUAUGAAGAAAGCUAUGAGGGUGGAAAGGAGUGCUAUCGCGUCCUUAAUGAGCUCAUUGGAGACUUUGAUGAGCUCCUUCGCGAACCUGAAUUCAAAAGUGUGGAAAAAAUCAAGACAAUCGGUGCCACCUACAUGGCAGCGUCGGGACUGAAUGUCCAGCAGCUGGCUGAGAACGAAGAUGACUCUCCACACGCUCACUUGAGGGCACUUUUCAACUUUGCCCUGGAGAUGAUGGGUGUCCUGGAUGACUUCAACAAGAAUAUGUUAGGUUUUGGUUUCAAGCUCCGUAUUGGAUUUAAUCACGGACCGUUGACGGCGGGGGUGAUUGGCACCACUAAGCUGCUCUAUGACAUCUGGGGAGACACAGUCAACAUUGCUAGCCGCAUGGACUCCACUGGGGUGGAGUGUCGAGUGCAGGUGAGCGAGGAGAGUCACACUGUGCUCAGCGCCAUGGGUCUAGAGUUUGACUACAGAGGUACUGUGAAUGUUAAGGGCAAAGGUCAAAUGAGGACCUUUCUCUACCCCAAAAGUGGGGAAAUUAUAUGUCAAGAUUGCGUGGAGCAAGCUGUUGGAGUUGGACCCUCAUCUGUGGCAUUAACAGCCAAUAAAACUUCACAAUCUGUUGCCCAAGCAGCAGCUCUUCCUCCCGCUUCUUCUCCCACUCCUCCUCCCUCCUCUCUUGUCACACAAGCCCAAAGUGCUGUACGGCUGCCAGGAACAGGGCUUGAGCCUGUCCUGGCUAAGUCCACAGAGGUGAGGGAAGAAGGAUAUAGGGACGCUCCACACCUCCAUGGGCAGUCCCUUUCCUCAGACAAUCACACCCCUCUCCACUCUGAGCUAGGCCAAGAAUCUAGUGAUGCACAUUUGCCCCCCCAGGUGCACCCUGCUCCUCAUGCACUUCGAGAGGAGGAGGAUGAAGAGGAGGAGACCAAUGAGCUAACAAAACUCAACGAGGAGUUUUAUGCUCGUCUCUGAUCCCUCCUGUCCCCCUGUAGCCCCAAGCUCCUGCCUCUCCAGAACUGAUUGCACGUGAGGGCAGUGUGCCACUUCCUUUGGGCAAGUGUCUUUGGCGUUGAUGAAGAAGAGAGAGUUUCUCACUCCACCACAAACAGUGGCUACAGAGUUCUGGGGUGCUGGACCUGUAUUAAGCGCAGCAGUUUCUAAUGGAAAGGCUGAAAAGGGGGUUAAAGGGAAAAUAAGAUUUGAUGGUGUUGUUGAUGUUUUUCUUAUUCUUUUUUGUUAUUAAGUGCCUUCAGGACUAGAACAGUGAACGAAGAAAUAUGAAUACUGAACAAAGUUUUAACAAUCUUAGACUAGAAAUAUGCUGUGGUUUCUUACUCUGUGCUUUUAUUUUCAGUGCAAGUAUUUCUUUAAACAAAUCAUUAUUGUUGUGCCAUAUUGUUUGUUUUAACUUGAUCAAAGUCUUGACCUUAGUUAAGGGAAAAUAAUUUUAAGAUAUAUAUAAGUGCCAGUGCAACAUGAUGGGCUGAGCAGGGAACUAUGGGAAGAACGAGGGAUUCACAUGAAUCAGUAUUAAUUUAUGUAUUCUGCGUUCACAUGAGGAUUUAAUACAGUAUUCAUCUGUGCUUGAGUCUCAGUAAAAGGAGACAUGCUACAAAGCAGGCUGCAUAGAUUUUAGUAAGUGUAGCAGUUAAAUGCCCAUUAAAGCAUGAGUCUUGCACAGUGUUUUUCUCAACCACUUAUAUUAGGUAUUACCGUGGAAAAAAAAAGUUUAAACAGAGUUCUUGUCUGUCACAAUAAGUACAAUCAAAAGCACAAAAUUAGAUCAGAUAAGGGAAUAUUGAUUUGUAAGAAGGGCUGGCUUUAAAAUGUUAGAUCAUAGCAAAAGCAGGAAGGCACUUUAAAUAUACUUAGAAUGAUAGCCUACACAAUAUUUGUCUUUUGAGUAUGAAACUCAUUUCCUGUAGACCUGAAAGGUGGCUGUAAAGAUGUAAUUUUCUUCUAAAAAUGCAUAUGCUGACUGUGAUCACUAAUUAAAGUAUGCUGAUUAAACUGGAUCCCAUUGCAACUUCUCACACCAAUGCCUCACCAUAAUCUUCUUUCCUGUUGUCAAAUUUCCACUAAAGUAUUGUUAAAUACUGGGGUCCAGUCUCAGGCUUUUAGCAUGACCCAGAUUUUGUAUCAGGUCAGAACAUUAGAGGUGUCUCAUUGGCUGGACUGAAAGCAAUUAAAUAUUUUACACUCACCUUUAGGGAAUACGGAUAUUCUGUAUUUUUGUUAUUACCAGCAAAUCCCAUGAAAAGACCAAAACCAGUCCAUCUCUCAGCCCAAAUUUUAGUAUUAUUUUGGGUAUUCUGUAUUUUUAUUACAACAUACAGCAGAGUGAUGACAAGAAGCAAGCAGAGAGAGGCAGAAUGAAAUGCUACAAAGGCCCCACAUGUGAACCAGGGACAUUUCAGUUUGUGGUAAGCAACUUGACACCUAGGGCACUGUAGUUUUUGGUAGAUAUUACUCAAAUAGCAGUAAAUAGUGCAUUUGUUGGUGACUUUCCAGUGGCAACAGGGCUGUGCAUGUGGGGCUGAUUUAUUUAAAAAUAAUCCAUAGUGCCCAUGUUCAGUGUAAUGAAGGGAGCCAAUGCAACAGUGUGGCUCGCUGAUGUGCAGUUAAUAAUGCAAAAAACAAUGGAACUUGAUAGCACAAAGGAAUAAAACUUAUCAGGCUUUGGCCACACAGACAGCACUCUUUAAUAGGAUCAAUUCAUGUAGGCUGCAAUGGAUUGGCGACCUGUCCAGGGUUCACCCCGCCUUUGCCCGAUUGCCGGCCGCCCGUGACCCCGUUCAGGGACAAAGCGGUAGAAAAUGAAUGAAUGAAUGAAUUCAUGUAGGUCUUUUCAUGGGCUUUGUACACAAUAAGAAAACGAAUAUCAACCACAUUUCUCCUCACAAGUCUACAAGGGUGUGAGAGUUUGACACUCAAAUGAUUUUUGGCGGAGUAUCUCUUUAAGCGGGAUUGUCAGGGCAAUCACUGUAUUUCUUGAUAGCUGAUUGGAUGGUCCACACUGAUUUAAGUGUCAAAGCACAGCUACAGUUUCUACAGCACUGCGUGUAAAACCACAGACUCAGAUUUAGUAACGUUCCAUUCGUUGUCUUCAUCAUCAUAAAUAAAAACAAACAUUGGUCAGUCUGUCACUACAGAUUUAUUUAGAACUUAAGUAUUGUCUGCCUUUAGGUGUGUGAUUUGCUGUUGAAUAAGUGGGAUUUGAUUUUGGUCCUGUCACGGCCUCUUCACUGAGGGGAGCCUCUACUGUAUUGAUAUACGUAAAUUGUGCCACUUUAAUUGAGUGAUCUAUAGGUGCAGUGCAACCUGAUCUAGCUGAUUGUUUUGUUGUGCCUAAAGGUAUGGCUGUAUGUUUUCGAGUAUUUUGGGUUUCAGAAAGUUUUUUUUAAUCAUGCUGUUGUCAUAAGGAGGAUAGAUUAUGGUUGUCUGUUUGAGGAAAAUAUGCUGCAUUUUUUUUCUUUUCCAGUUAUUUUAAUGUCAUUGACUGUUUGCUUAUAAUACUGUGGUGGUGUUCCAUGGAGUAGUUGCCACCUCUGCACUUCUCUUUGCUCUUUACUCACUUCAUGCUUUGUUUAUACUCCUGAGAGCACUUGUUUCCUCCUUAUACUUUGUGUGUUUGUGUGUGUGUGUGAGACAGAGAGAGAAAGAUAUUUAAGAUCUACUCAAAGUCAAUAAAGCAGAAAAGAGUGAGUUGCACAAAGCAACAUUCUUUAAAAUGGAGGGAAGUAGCUCAGAGGUUUGAGAUCUGCAAAUACAUAAUGCCACAUCUUUUAGAGACAGGUCAACAUGUGGGCAAAGGAAUUUUGCCUUAUGAUGCUGUUGCUACACAGAUACAAGAUGUCACAAAAAAUGAGGAACAAUCUCCAUUUAUGUAGCUGUCUACAUAUGUAGCAUGAAAAGCAUAUUUGUUUACCUCUGCCAUUGUGCACUCCAAACAAACACAAUCAGUGCCUUUUGAAUCAGGAAUAUGUUUCAUUACUGUGUAUGAGCGGUGAUUAUUUAUAUCAAAUAAUCAUGAAAACCCUAGUAGCAUAAAUAAAUAACACUGAAAAUCCAAAGAAGCUGUCGCUAUACAGUAGAUUGAGACAUGAGGUGAGAAAUUCUUUGUUGGCCAAAAUCUUUAACAUUGUUUUAAAAUGAUCUAGUUGUACUCUUGUACAUAUUCUAACCUAACAAACUGUAGAACACACAGUUAUGGAAACAGAAGAGUGUAUAAGGUGUCAGCUGUGACGGAAAGUUGUUAUUUUUUUCCUCACUUUUUCAAAGUUCCCCUUCUGCCUCAUGUCGGUCGAUAAUCUUCUGUGACUUCAAGCCAUGUUGCUAUAGUCCUAACGAGCAGAGAAACUAUCCAUAGCAGAUUAGAGGUGUGGGACUCCAUGGGAGGAUGGGCACACCAGCUCUCCAGUAGCACACAUCUGUACAUGUGUAAAUAAAAUAUUCAAGUGAACCCUGCUGACUCUGUGAUCUGUGAUAAAGUUGGAGAUGAAGCAUGUGUGAUCAGAUUUGCAUGGGAAUGAAUGAACUCUUUUUCUCUUUUCCAGAGACACUACAUUCUUGGAUUGAUUCUGCACUAUAGUCUUUUUUUCCCAUUUCAGCAUCGUUCUUUUCACACUAAUGUUGAACAUUAAGUAUUUGUUGCCAAUAUGCAGGAUCUGUCAAAUCAAUAAGCUUCGCUCAGUUAUGGUUAUUUGGAUUUCUGACAGUGCAUUGAUAGAUGAUGUAUGCAUGACAUGCUUUGUUUUUAGUUUUGGCAGAUGUAAAGAAGAAGUCCAGUGCAAUCAAGAAAACAGCUGAGUGCACUGAGGAGAAGUCCAUUCGGUCAUCCCUUUUUAUUGAAGCGUGACUCUGCUGUGUGACAGAAACAUAAGGGAGAGGCAUAAAGGGACUGUUUUAUUAGCGCUUGUUUAAAGUAUCACAGCAAAUUAGCAUUGCCUAAUCAUUCAUUUAAACAGUGACAACUCUGCAUCUUUUCAUUAUAAAUUUUCAAGUAAAUUCAACCCGUAUGCAUUUUUAGUUACACUGGGACAAAAAUUAUACAGAGCUGUUUGUUUUUAAAAUCUUUGUGUAUUUUGCUCUUCAUGAAUGAGAUGUAUUAUGUAUGUUUUGUGCACAUUACUCAUGUCAUUUAUCAACACAAUUAUAAUCUGUACACAUUUGCACAAGGCACUCUGUGUUUGUACAUAUGCAGUUAUUUUAUGUCACAUAUAAAUUUUUUUAUACGUGUCAGAUAUUGCCAAAAACAAUGAAAAGAGACACAUUAUCAAACUGA
Molecule: messenger RNA, 9153 nt
Organism: Monopterus albus (swamp eel)
Lineage: Eukaryota; Metazoa; Chordata; Actinopteri; Synbranchiformes; Synbranchidae
Product: adenylate cyclase type 9-like
Exons: 11
Coding region: 378-4841 (1487 amino acids)
Biological process (GO): cyclic nucleotide biosynthetic process; adenylate cyclase-activating G protein-coupled receptor signaling pathway; intracellular signal transduction
Cellular component (GO): plasma membrane
Molecular function (GO): adenylate cyclase activity
Source: RefSeq, a predicted model, not a curated record